GGUUAUCUUUUUAAUUGCUUGCAGAAUUUUGAUCUAAAAUAAUAAUCCACGGCAGAGCCAUGGCCAACAUUGAGCCUCCAACGCGUCUACAGGGAAAAUAUGCUGCAAUAGUGGUAUGCUUUCUUCUUGGCAAUGGAUGUCUUUUCUCCUGGAACAGUAUGCUCACAAUUGAAGAUUAUUACAUUUACUUGUUUCCAAAAUAUCAUCCCUCAAGGGUGCUUACACUUGUAUAUCAGCCAUUUGCAGUUGGGACACUUGCUAUUUUGUCUUAUAAUGAGGCAAAAGUCAAUACUAGAUUAAGGAAUUUGUUUGGAUAUAUUCUAUUUUUCAUAACCACUUUGUUGGUUUUAGUAAUUAAUUUAGCAACAUCAGGUAAAGGAGGAAUUGGAACUUUUAUUGGUAUAUGUGCAAUUAGUGGUGCCUUUGGAGUUGCAGAUGCUCAUGUUCAAGGUGGAAUGGUGGGAGACUUAUCCUACAUGCAGCCAGAAUUCGUUCAGUCCUUCUUUGGUGGUUUGGCAGCAUCUGGUGCAUUAACAUCUGGUUUAAGGUUAAUUACAAAAGCAGCAUUUGAGCAUUCUAAGGAUGGUCUUAGAAAAGGAGCUAUUCUAUUCUUUGCCAUAUCAACAUUCUUUGAGCUUUUAUGUGUUCUUCUAUAUGCAUUUGUUUUUCCUAAAAUACCAAUUGUGAAGUACUACCGUUCAAUAGCAGCAUCAGAAGGAUGCAAAACUGUUUCAGCUGAUCUUGCAGCUGGUGGAAUCCAAACUAUACCUAAAGGAGAAGAGGACUUUGCACAAAUACAAGAGAGGAAGGGAAACAAGCAAUUGUUUCUUGAAAACAUUGAUUAUUUACUUGAUAUGUUCCUAAUAUUUGCAUUGACACUGUCUAUUUUCCCUGGAUUCCUUUCUGAAGACACUGGAGCACAUAGUUUAGGAACUUGGUAUGCACUUGUGUUAAUUGCAAUGUAUAAUGUGUGGGAUCUAAUAGGAAGAUACAUCCCACUCUUGGAGUUCUUGAAAUUGGAGUCACGAAAAUCGAUCACAGUCGCAGUUCUAAGUCGUUUCUUACUUGUUCCGGCUUUUUAUUUCACUGCAAAGUAUGGUGAUCAAGGUUGGAUGAUAAUGUUGACCUCAUUCUUGGGCCUAUCCAAUGGUUACCUCACUGUCUGUGUUAUGACUUCUGCACCCAAAGGAUAUAAGGGGCCAGAACAAAAUGCAUUGGGAAACCUGUUGGUAUUGUUUCUACUUGGAGGUAUUUUUGCAGGGGUGACAUUAGACUGGUUGUGGUUGAUAGGUAAAGGUUGGUGAGAUCUCAAUUAGGACAAACUAAAAGAAUGGUCUUUGUAAAAAGAAAAAAGAAUAUUGGUGUUAUCUUUCUUUCUACAGAUAAGGUUUAAUGGCACACAACAAAAAGGUGUAGGUGUCAUUUACACAAAAUGUAAUAAGAAAAGGAAAACAAUCACUUCUAGUUCAACCAAAUUAACACAAAAUCCAUUAAAUUGUGAUGAAGAGAUUUCAAUAUUAUUUGUAAUUUAAUUAUGGUUUUACUUGUAAUAUUGGUGUUUGUGUUGUAUUGACUUUACUACUAUAGCACUGUACCCAUUCUUUAGUUAUCUAAUUUUGACUGUACUUAGAUUAGAGUAUAUAUAUUUUAUAUCUUUUCAAAGAAAAUAAAUGAAAAGCAACCUUUAUAUUGCUGGCAA
Messenger RNA from Trifolium pratense (red clover), 1699 nucleotides. RefSeq names its product equilibrative nucleotide transporter 3-like. Gene Ontology annotation, molecular function: nucleoside transmembrane transporter activity. The coding region runs from base 60 to 1304 and encodes 414 amino acids. Gene Ontology annotation, cellular component: plasma membrane. Gene Ontology annotation, biological process: nucleoside transmembrane transport. The transcript has 9 exons. Lineage: Eukaryota; Viridiplantae; Streptophyta; Magnoliopsida; Fabales; Fabaceae. The record is from RefSeq and is a predicted model, not a curated record.